CGUGUGUGUAUGCCGUGUGUGUGAGAGGGAGAUCUAGCCUUGUUUACAUCGUCAAUUCAACAGAGAGAGACUACAGGAUCUACUCCACAUCCUUCACAUCUCUUAAAUGAACACGGAGCCGGUCCUUCAGACAUCAUCCUCGUGUGUCCUUCGCUUCCCGAAGGCAAAAAAAUCCAGCUCCGAAAUCUCAGACUGAAGAUGGUGGGAGGCAGAGAGAGACCAUUUUAAAGCCUGCACGGAUAGUAUUUUGGCAUCUUUCUGAGUUUCUCCGCCGAUUUGAGGCCUUGGUUGAAAAGUGUAUGGUUGGUGAAGAUCACACACCCUAGAACGGACUGUUUUGGUGAGCGGAUAUAAAGCGGGUUUCAUUGGGAUAACGUUACUGAGAGAGAAAAAACCUGCAUGUGAGGAGACCGACAACGUGUUUUCCCAAUUUUUCCUACGACAUGGAGCGCGGAAAUGCGGAUUAUCAAGGCGUUUUGUGUUUGUUUGGGUUGUAUUCACAUGUAUUGACGAGGAGAAGCUGCCAGGAAUAACGUGAAACACGUUUAAGGAGCCCGAGAAUCAGUGCGCGUGAAUCCGCCUCAUGGUGAGGGCAGAGCGGGCUGGGUGUGCUGGAGAACCGCGCUGCUGGGGUGUCUGGAGGGUCCCGUCAUAAAAAAUCAGCAUGAAAAAAGGAAGAAAUUGGAUUUGUUUGAGUGUUUCCACUGCGUUUUGUGUACACCUCCUCAACUAAGCUGGAAAACCCCAACUUUGGUCAUAUUUCUGUGUUGAGAAGACUUCUGGAGUCAAGCAUCAUCUACUUUGAAGAAUUGAGCUGUCUCCCCCUAAUUUCUAAUAUUUUUAUUACUUUUUUUCCUAAAGAAAGCAAGUGCUUGCCUUUUUGUACAGGAAUGAGGUCUAGCAGACAGAGGCAAUAUUGGACCUUGUUUUGUGGUCUGGUGCUGGUCUUCUCCACACUCUGUCAUGGAGAAAUCUGCGGUCCAGGCAUUGAUAUUGGCAACGACAUUGGUAAUUUCAAGCGGCUGGAGAACUGUACCGUGAUUGAGGGAUACCUGCAGAUCCUCCUCAUCGGCGAUAAAAACAGUAACAAUCAGGAGGUCUUCCGCACCCUCAGCUUCCCCAAACUGACCAUGAUUACGGAUUACCUUCUCCUCUUCCGUGUCUCGGGACUGGAAAGCCUCAGCACCCUCUUUCCAAACCUGGCCGUGAUCCGUGGCCGCAACUUGUUCUACAACUACGCCCUGGUCAUAUUUGAGUUGACCAGCCUGAAGGACAUCGGCCUCUACAACCUGCGGAAUAUCACACGGGGUGCAAUACGGAUCGAGAAGAAUCCUGAGCUCUGCUACUUGGAUUCGGUGGACUGGUCUCUCAUUUUGGAUGCUGAAUUGAACAAUUUCAUUGAUGGAAAUAAGCAGUCCAAGGAGUGCGGAGAUGUUUGUCCCGGAAUCAUGGAGGACAACUCUCAGUGCACGAGAUGCUGGACCUCCAACCAUUGCCAAAAAGUGUGCCGAUGUGGUCAGCGAGCGUGCACAGACUCUGGUCAGUGUUGUCAUCCUCAGUGUUUGGGCAGCUGCAGUGUUCCUGACAGUGACCGGGCCUGCGCUGCCUGCCAGAACUAUAAUCACGAAAGCCGAUGUGUGGAGGACUGUCCACCGGGGACGUAUAAGUUUGAGGGCUGGCGCUGCAUCACCAGAGAUUUCUGCUCGAAAGUUCACCUGCCAGACUACGACCGAUUCGUCAUCCAUGCUGGAGAGUGUAUGUCUGACUGCCCACCCGGAUUCACACGCGACGAGAGCCACGGUGUGUCUGUCAGUAUGUUGUGCACUGCCUGUGACGGCCCGUGUGACAAGAUCUGUGAUGAAAAGGUCAUCGACUCGGUGGAUGCAGCGCAGUCGCUUAAGGGCUGCACCGUUAUCAAAGGCAACCUGCAUAUCAACAUCCGCCGCGGCACUAACAUCGCCUCAGAGCUGGAGAACUUCCUGGGACUCAUCAAGACCGUAACGGGAUAUAUUAAAAUACGGUCAUCGCACACCCUGACCUCGCUCUCCUUCCUCAAGAGCCUGAGAUACAUCCAUGGAGAGGAACUCUGGGACAACACGUAUGCCUUUGCUGCUUUGGAUAACCAGCAUCUGCAGCUCCUGUGGGACUGGUCACAGCACAACCUGACCAUAAGUGAUGGAAAACUGUACUUCCGGCUGAACCCCAAACUCUGCAUGUCCGAGAUCCGCAAAAUGUGGGCCAAAACGGGAAUUAAGGAGAACUUUGUGGAAAGAGAUUUCCGCAACAAUGGAGACCGUGCAAGCUGUGGGACUAAGAUCCUAAAGUUUACUUCGAAUAACACGAGGAGUAAUCAAAUCAAGCUGAUGUGGGAAAGUUAUCGACCAUCUGAUUCCAGAGAUCUUGUAAAUUUUAUUGUGUACUACAAAGAAGCGCCUUUCCAGAACAUUACAGAGUUUGAUGGUCAGGACAGUUGCGGAUCGGACAGCUGGAACAUGGUUGACGUGGAUCUACCGGAUGAGAAAAUCCUGAACCCGGAAGUUGUGCUGUCCGCGCUGAAGCCCUGGACUCAGUAUGCCAUCUUUGUUAAAGCUGUAACGUUAAUUGUGGAGGACAGGGACAGAGACAAGGACAGACUGCAUCUUGGGCCGCAGAGUGAAGUGGUGUACAUUCGCACUAAACCAUCAGCCCCCUCAAUGCCUGUAGACAUCCGUGCGUACUCUAAUUCUUCAUCAAAGCUGGUGGUGCGCUGGUCUCUACCUCUGGCCCCCAAUGGAAACAACACCUACUACUUGCUCCGCUGGAAGCAGCAGGGCGAAGACCGUGAACUCUACCAGCACAACUACUGCUCCAAAGAACUGAAGAUCCCUGUAAGGGUUUCAGCCACGGGUUUGACAGAAACUGAAGACACAAAGCCAACCAAUCCUGAAACAGGAGGACGAGACAAAACUCCCUGCUGUCCCUGCCCUAAAACAGAGGAGGAUCUGAAGCGAAUCGAGGAUGACAUCUACUACCGCAAAGCCUUCGAGAAUUUCCUCCAUAAUGCCAUUUUCACUCCCAGGCCUCCAGACAGGCGACGGCGGGAUCUGUUCGGUGUGGCCAACGUUACCUCCAUUCACACUCUCCUGGCGGGACACUGGAACCAGACCGAGGGAAACUUCUCAGAUGACGAGCCGCCUAGACGGGAAUUUUCCUUUCUGGAGAGGAAAGUGAAAGAGCGACACAUUGAAAUCACUGGCCUGCAACCUUUUACUGUUUACCGCAUUGACCUGCACGCGUGCAAUGAAGAGGUUCGACACUGCAGCGCCGCUGCAUUCGUCUUCUCUCGCACCAAAGCAGCAGAAAAAGCUGAUGACAUCCCCGGCUCUGUUACCUGGGAGGGUCUGGAGGAUUCAGUGUUCCUGAAGUGGCCUGAACCAGAUAAACCCAACGGCCUGAUCAUGCUCUAUGAGAUCCAGUAUCGACUUGGAACAGAGCCUGAGAAGCACGAGUGUGUUUCCCGUCAACAUUACAGGAAGCACAAAGGAGUGAAACUCUCAAACUUGGGACCAGGGAACUAUUCUGUCCGUGUUCGGGCCACGUCUCUCGCUGGAAAUGGAUCCUGGACAGAGCCCAUAGCUUUCUCCGUGCAUCAGAUGGAACAAUCCAGUUAUGAUCCUGUAAUAUUUAUCAGCAUCCUCCCGGUCUUACUGUUAAUCGUUGGUGUGGUAGUAUUUGGGUACAUCUGGAUGAACAAGAACCGAAACAAUGACAGGCUUGGAAACGGAGUACUUUAUGCCUCUGUUAACCCAGAGUACUUCAGUGCAGCAGAGAUGUAUGUGCCGGAUGAAUGGGAAGUGGAGCGGGAGAAGAUCACGAUGUGCCGAGAGCUGGGACAGGGGUCGUUUGGUAUGGUGUAUGAGGGAAUCGCCAAAGGUGUCGUUAAAGAUGAGCCGGAAACCAGGGUGGCCAUUAAAACGGUCAACGAAUCGGCCAGUUUGCAUGAGCGCAUUGAGUUCCUCAAUGAAGCCUCCGUGAUGAAAGAGUUCAACUGUCAUCAUGUGGUGCGUCUGCUGGGAGUGGUCUCGCAGGGUCAGCCCACUCUGGUGAUCAUGGAGCUGAUGACGAGAGGAGAUCUGAAGAGUUACUUACGCUCGCUUCGAUCAGUUGAGAACACCUCCAGCUUGCCUUUGCCGCCAUUAAAGAAGAUGAUUCAGAUGGCAGGAGAGAUCGCGGAUGGCAUGGCAUACCUCAACGCCAAUAAGUUUGUUCAUAGAGACUUAGCAGCAAGGAACUGCAUGGUGGCUGAAGAUUUUAUCGUCAAAAUCGGUGAUUUUGGCAUGACGAGAGACAUUUAUGAGACGGAUUACUACAGAAAAGGAGGUAAAGGCCUGCUGCCUGUGCGCUGGAUGUCCCCAGAGUCCCUCAAAGACGGAGUGUUCACCACCAUGUCUGAUGUCUGGUCUUUCGGCGUGGUUUUGUGGGAAAUAGCCACCCUUGCGGAGCAGCCGUAUCAGGGGAUGUCCAAUGAGCAAGUCCUGCGGUUCGUGAUGGAGGGAGGCCUGCUGGACAAACCAGACAACUGCCCUGACAUGCUGUUCGAGCUGAUGCGCAUGUGCUGGCAGUACAACCCCAAAAUGCGGCCGUCCUUCCUGGAAAUCAUCAGCAGCAUCAAGGAGGACCUGGAGGCGGGCUUCAAGGAGACCAGCUUCUUCUACAGCGAGGAGAACAAGCCCCCCGACACGGAGGAGCUGGACAUGGAGAACGUGGGAACAAUGGAGAACGUUCCUCUAGAACCGUCCUCCAGCCUGCAGCCCCUCGCACCCUCAAUAUCCCCCCCUCAGCAGUGCACAGCUGCGGCCCAGAGCUGCUCGUCCCCGUCCUCGCCUCCUUCAUCACCCAGCUCCACGGACAAACACCCGCUUCCCACAUCAGCGGCCAACGGGCCGUCCAUGGUCCUGAGGGGGCCGUUUGAGGAGGGUCAGCCUUACGCUCAUAUGAACGGGGGCCGGAAGAACGAGCGUGCCUUGCCUCUGCCCCAGUCUUCGGCUUGCUGAUCGCCGGAUGCGUCGGAUGUGUGUCAAGCCACUGUGUGGUGUCCUGAGAGAGAAAUAUUCAAAUGUUAGAGACGAAAAAAAAAAAGAGAGUCCAGGCAAUCAAUUUUUUCAAUCAUACCUCAAUGGACAAAGUUUGGAGUUCUUUGUUUUUUGUGCGUUCCGAUUGAAUUGUUGAAUUGAUGAUUGAACUCAUUUGUUAUUUCCGCCAGACUGGAUCAAUGACUGAAAACAAAAUAUGAAAAGAAAAAAAAAACAUCACUUUCGCACUCAAUAGGCUGUUUUUGUUACUUUUCUAAACUUCCGGAGCUGGCCUAUGAGAGCCGGUAGUGGUACGGUGGCAUUAUUACGACAUGCUCUGCAUAUCUCCAACUUGCGAAUUACUUGUCUUUGUUUCCAAAAGACGUGCGUCUAAAAAAAUGAGCAAAAUGGUGUACGACUUCCUCUUCCGCUCAUCUCAGAUCUCUGGCUUCCACUCUUUUCAGAAAUCAUCUGUGGUGGAGGAGAAAUCUUGCAUCUGCCAAAAGUCUUUCACUUCUUUUUUAAUGUUGCCAAAUUGGGUGUGUAAUUCCCCAUUCAUUCGUGUUACGCACAUAAAUGACCACACACAGGUUGUCCGAAACUUCUUUAACAUGAAGGGUUAGUUCACCCAAAAUGUCUCAUAUUAAACACUCACCCUCGUCUCCUUCCAAAACUUCUGAGAGUUCAUCUUCAGAACAAAAACGAAGAUAUUUUAGAUGAUAUCCUGGAGCUCUCUCAUACAUAGACAGCAAUGUUUCUGACUCGUUUAAAUUCAGGAGAACAUUCUCAACAUUCUCAAUUCAAACCAUAUAUGCUAUCAGUGGUUUAUUUACUAAUUACUCACCCUCGUGUCGUUUCAAAACUCCCGAGACCUUCGUUCAUUCUCAGAACUUAAAUGAAGAUAUUUUAGAUGAUAUCCUGGGGCUCUCUCAUACAUAGACAGCAAUGUUUCUGACUCAUUUAAAUUCAAGAAAACAUUCUCAAUUCAGACCAUAUAUGCCAUCAGUUGUUUUAAUUACUAAUUACUCACCCUAAUCUCAUUCCAAAACUCCUGAGACCUUCGUUCAUCUUCAGAACAAAAAUAAAGAUAUUUUAGAAGAUAUCCUGGAGCUCUCUCAUACUUAGACAACAAUGUUCCUGACUUGUUUAAAUUCAAGAAAACAUUCUCAAUUUAGACCAUAUAUGCCGUCAGUGGUUUUAUCACUAAUUACUCACCCUUAUGUCGUUCCAAAACUUCUGAGACCUUAGUUCAUCUUCAGAACAAAAAUAAAGACAUUUUAGAUGAUAUCCUGGAGCUCUCUCAUACAUAGACAGCAACGUUCCUGACUCAUUUAAAUUCAAGAAAACAUUCUCAACAUUCUCAAUUCAGACCAUAUAUGCUUUCAGUUGUUUUAAUAACUAAUUACUCACCCUAAUAUCGUUCUAAAACUCCUAAGACCUCCGUUCAUCUUCAGAACAAAAAUAAAGAUAUUUUAGAUGAUAUCCUGGAGCUCUCUCAUACAUAGACAGCAAUCUUCUUGACUCGUUUAAAUUCAAGAAAACAUCUUAAUUCAGACCAUAUAUUUGUGUUCAGAAGAUGAACGAAGGUCUCAGGAGUUUUGGAACAACAUUAGGGUGAGUAAUUAGUCAUUAAACCCCUGAAGGCAUAUUUGUUCAUAUUCGGUUUUGACAAUAUUUUUGGUAUCUUUCUGGACUUUGAACGAGUCAUCGCUAUUGCUGUCUAUGGAAGUGGAGAGAGCUCCAGGAUUUCAUCUAAAAUAUCUUCAUUUGUUUUCCGAAGAUGAGCUAAGAGCUUGGGUGUUUGGAACAAAAUGAGAGUGAGUAAUUAAUAACAAUUUUCAAUUUUGUGUGAACUAACCCUUUAAAAACAAUCAUACACACAAAGUUAUUUCAGAUUAUCUCCACUUUUCUAGCAAGAUCAGAACAACAGAUUCAUCAGAUGUUACAUUAGUCACUUUUUUUUAAAAAAAGGGAAAAAAAGAGCGAAUGAAUACGGUCGUUCAGUCGUACGUCGGACCACAGAGCGUGUGCAUCGUUUGUCAGUCACUUUUGUACCUUUUUUGCAGUUACAGAUCGAUCAUCUAUAAGUCUGUGCUGAAAAAAGCUGCUAUUUUAUUCUUCUUAUUCUUUUGUGGUUGUAAUAUACAGACAUAUAUAUGUAUGUAUGUAUGUAUAUAUAUGUAUG
Messenger RNA from Danio aesculapii, 7236 nucleotides. It is a transcript of the gene igf1rb, whose product is annotated as insulin-like growth factor 1b receptor. The transcript has 21 exons. Bases 891 to 5033 code for a protein of 1380 amino acids. Gene Ontology annotation, cellular component: axon; membrane; insulin receptor complex. Gene Ontology annotation, biological process: glucose homeostasis; protein autophosphorylation; regulation of JNK cascade. Gene Ontology annotation, molecular function: ATP binding; phosphatidylinositol 3-kinase binding; insulin receptor activity. The record is from RefSeq and is a predicted model, not a curated record. Lineage: Eukaryota; Metazoa; Chordata; Actinopteri; Cypriniformes; Danionidae.